AUGGAGCUCGUAGAAAAUCGCAAGUACAAAGAAAAAGAUGGAAAGAGUUUCUGGGACACACUUGAAGGCGUGCUAUACUCCGAAUAUCCAGAACCAUCUGCGUAUCUUGAUCAAGCUCCUCCCUCAGUCAAUCUGCCAGUUGCUCCAGCUGCUCUCACCCUGCAUGACAUGCGCAUCAACUGUUUACUUUAUGCGGACGACGUCGUCUUGAUUGCCGAACCACCCAUUAUGCCAGCACUAUUAGCCGCCUGUGAGGACAAUAGUAGGAUAGUAGGCAGCUUGUCUAUCGGUGAAGCCCCACCAGGUGCGUUGUUUUCGACCGACAGUUAUCAUCUGUAUCAACACUACUUGAGCUAUACUACACCGCCUUGCCGACUGCCAGCUCCUUCAAGUAUCUCGGCAUUCCCUUCAACCCAUCAGCUAUAUGGAUGUCCAGCUACCAAUCGAACACAGCACCAAGAAAGCGACCAGCUCGUCAAACGUCUUGAAUUCCCUUGGUCUUAA
Messenger RNA from Zychaea mexicana, 504 nucleotides. RefSeq lists its product as uncharacterized. The coding region runs from base 1 to 504 and encodes 167 amino acids. The record is from RefSeq and is a predicted model, not a curated record. NCBI's taxonomy places the organism in Eukaryota, Fungi, Mucoromycota, Mucoromycetes, Mucorales, Lichtheimiaceae. The transcript is spliced from 2 exons.